Amoebophrya sp. A25 is the source of this 1617-nucleotide messenger RNA. NCBI's taxonomy places the organism in Eukaryota, Dinophyceae, Syndiniales, Amoebophryaceae. The record is from the annotation of a GenBank genome assembly.
GUUUGGGUUCCUAACAUGCGACUGUUUUUGGAAAAGCCCGCUUCUAGAAAACAAAAGUAGCACUGGUCUUGCGGCAGUGCAUUAUCUUGGUCUGAUCUCAGCCUUCGUCAAAGUAUACGGGAGGAUGGUUGACCACGAAAGGGUGGAGUUUUUGCUGCAGCACAGAGACUUCUUGGUUGUGACUGAACCUGAAGCUGAUGAGCUAGAAAGGAAAAAAGUUGACUCUCCUGUCCGUGAAUUAGAACAGGAUAUUGACAGCACGGCUAGAACUCAUGUUGUGCGAUUGCUUCCGGGUUUCCUGUCGUGCUGUGCUAGUGCUGCUGGUGAUAAAAACGCGAGAUUAUUAGCCGGCUCACUUGUGCGGCGAUUAUUUCCAGUUUUCGAAAAAACGAAAAACAAAAAGGACGAAUGCUUCGUUGUACCUUCUUCAGAGGGCGCCUCUCGUAUGUUCCUUUCUUGUGCAAAGCUAUUCACUGCUACACAAGCCGAUUCUGGUGAGGGGGCCAUCAACGGUAAUAUGCAGAUAUACGAUUAUAAUUCUCGACCACGAGCAGGAGUCAGGGAUCCGGAAGAAGAAACUUUUUGGAAUUUUGCUCUCGCUGCUGCACGUCUGUGUAAUGCAGACGAGCAUCUCGAAAUGAGCCUGAAACGUUCAUCCUCCUCCGUGGCCAUAACCACAAGUCAGUCAAAAAUAUUCGGGAACUCAAUCAUAGCUGCCUGUGCGCUCCUAGCCUCUGGUCGAUGUCGAGAAGCGGGAAGAGAGCGGGAGCUCCUCUUGGACCUAGUUGAAAACGGAGAUAGAGCACUUGCAGCUCCUAAGCAUGAUCUGCGAAUGGAGAUGGAACUAAAUCAGAAUAAUUCAUCUAGAAUGGCUCUUGUACCAGAGGGCGAUGAAAGUGGCAAGAUACUGAUGGCGCUCGCCAAAGCUGAAGUGUUUCGGCCAGCUUUUCUCAGAUCCUGCAUACAUCGGUUUGGUGAAGAGCGGGACCAUCAGUCAGCUAGAAGUAUGUUGGAGGUGGACCACGACCAUUCCAAGUUGCUUCAGACGCUCACUUGGGCUUGUCACCGCUGUGGUGAUACAGUUGGUCUGCGUGAAUUGUACUCUGCUUUUUUUUCCCACUUUCGACAAAGGAGGACUCAAGAGCAAGACUUUGCGUCUUCAGCGUCCUUACGUGUUGCGUUUGCCUACGUGUGUGCAUCGCUGAUGCCACCUCUUGUCAUCCUGCGGUCAUUAUUAUCUGCGUCUGCUCAUUCUCAAAUAUCAGUAGACAAAGAGAACAAGGAAAUGAAGCAGAUGCUCGAGGUUGUGGAAUUCGCUUUGACCGGGGUUGGCGUAUCUACAAGAAACUGUGCGACGUCGGAGACCAGCCUUCAACAGGAAGUGGGCGAAACGUGCCGCGCAAUAGGCCUUGCAUGCAAUUUCGAGCAUGUCUCUAUGUCUCCCUUUAUCGUAGAUAUACGCAUAAUAUCACCACAAGAACAAGGUCAAGAAGUCCAUUCAAAGAACCCGGCAAAGAUAGGAACCAGCGCAAGUAGAAAUUGUCUGAGUUGUAGAUUAUGAUACUAAGAAAGUAAACAGUUUUGAUUGGACGACCACGCAGGAGGACGCUGCGUCUG